AGAACAAUCAGUUUUUAUUAGAUGGAAAACCCUUUCGAUAUGUUUCCGGUAGUUUUCAUUAUUUUCGAGCGCCUAGACAAUAUUGGAGGGAUCGUUUAAGAAAAAUGCGAGCUGCGGGACUUAAUGCUGUCUCCACUUACGUUGAAUGGAGUUUUCACGAACCAGAACCAGGUCAAUUUAACUGGGCCGGCGAUGCAGAUCUAGUAAAUUUCUUAAAUAUUGCGCAAGAAGAAGACCUGCUCGUAUUGUUGCGACCAGGUCCCUAUAUUUGCGCGGAAAGAGAUUUGGGUGGUUUACCGUAUUGGUUGCUUCGCGAAGUACCGAAUAUAAAGUUACGUACAAAAGAUACAGGUAAGAUAUAA
Molecule: messenger RNA, 362 nt
Organism: Wasmannia auropunctata (little fire ant)
Lineage: Eukaryota; Metazoa; Arthropoda; Insecta; Hymenoptera; Formicidae
Product: beta-galactosidase-1-like protein
Exons: 3
Coding region: 105-362 (85 amino acids)
Biological process (GO): carbohydrate metabolic process
Cellular component (GO): vacuole
Molecular function (GO): beta-galactosidase activity
Source: RefSeq, a predicted model, not a curated record